AUGGCCCAAUCCCCGCCGGGCUCGCCCUCCCACACCGCGUUCAAUCGUCCCCUGAGCCUCAUCAUGCGCCCGCCGCGAAGUAACAGCCGGAUGAGCGUCGGCAGCAAGCACUGUGGCAGCGGCGUCUCAGACGAGGAUGGCAAGACGGCCGUCAAAGUCGUCGUCCGCGUCCGGCCGCCCCUGCAGCACACUGACCCGGGCUUCGAUCUCAUCCCCCAGCGAUUUCAGCGCCCGACAGUCCACGUAACCUCGCCCACCAACCUCGCCAUUGAUGCUCCGCAGGGCCGCAAGCUGUUCGUCUUUGACCGCGUCUUUGGCGAGUCUGUCGACCAGGAAGGAAUCUGGGACUACCUGCACGACAGCGUCAAUUCCUUCAUCCAGGGCUACAACGUCAGCAUCCUCGCCUACGGACAGUCCGGCGCUGGCAAGUCGUAUACCAUGGGCACCUCCGGGCCCUCGGAACAGAACGACUCCAAGGCAAUGGGGAUCGUCCCGAGAGCGGCGCAGAUGCUGUUUGAAAAAUUGACAGGUGCGCCUGCGACUCACAAUAGGACGGUUUCCGGCUCCACGGUGAGCGGUCUGAGGACGCCGCAGCGAUACUCCAAUUCUUCCUCCCUACCGACUUUUGGUCGCGGGUCUACCGAGAAGAGUUGGCAGAUGCGGGCCACCUAUGUCGAGAUAUAUAAUGAACAACUACGGGAUCUCCUACUCCCCGAAACUACUCCCCCAAAUGAGCGGAAUACAGUCACCAUCCGCGAAGACACAAAGGGCCGCAUCAUCCUCACAGGACUACACCAAAUAUCCAUCAACUCCGUCGAAGACCUCAUCAACGCGCUAAAUUUCGGUUCGGCAAUCCGCCAGACGGACUCGACCGCAAUUAACGCCAAAUCUUCCCGCUCUCACGCCGUCUUCAGCAUCAACCUCAUCCAACGCAAGGACGGGUCCGCCCAGCCUCUGUCCGCGCAGGAGAAACGGUUCUCCAUGCCAGCCGAAUCUCCACCCGGUGCUGACCAGGUUACUGUAGAUAGCAAGCUGCACUUUGUCGAUCUAGCAGGCAGUGAACGCUUGAAGAACACCGGUGCUUCAGGUGAACGUGCCAAGGAAGGUAUCUCCAUUAACGCCGGUCUCGCCAGCUUGGGAAAAGUCAUCUCCCAGCUCUCAUCCCGCCAGCAGGGAUCCCACGUCUCCUACCGCGACUCGAAACUCACCCGCCUCCUCCAGGAUUCCCUCGGAGGUAACGCAAUCACCUACAUGAUCGCCUGUGUCACUCCGCCAGAGUUCCAUCUCUCAGAGACCCUCAACACCGUCCAGUACGCCCAGCGUGCUCGCGCCAUACAGAGCAAGCCACGCAUUCAGCAAGUGUCGGAUGAAAGCGACAAGCAGGCCGUCAUCGAACGACUCAAGGCUGAGGUUGCCUUUUUGCGUCAACAGAUUCGCAACUCCGACGGCGGCGAGCGUGAUCGCCGUACCACAACGCCACAGGAGCGAUCAGAACGUCAAAACGAGCGUGAGAUCGAGCUCCAGAACCACCUGCUUGAUGUCCAGGAGAGCUACACCGCGCUCAGCCAACGACACGCCAAGCUCAUCUCCGAGCUCACCAAGGCAUCCUCCACCGAGAUGGGAGACGUCGAUGAUCUCAAGCACGUCAUGGGCGACACUUCGAUGGAAAGGUUGAAGCGAUCCCACUCAUUCGCCGAGUCCGUCGAACAGGUUGUCCUCGAAUAUGAAAAGACCAUCCAAUCGCUUGAGUCGUCCCUCUCUCACACCCGCGCUUCGUUGUCCAGUACGGAAAGCAGCCUGCUCGAGCGUGAGACCAAGUGUGCCUACGUCGAGACCGUCAACGGCCAACUUCAAGCACGCAUGCAAAAGAUGAUGGACCGCGAGGCGAACACCGAAAGCUACUUGCAUGAUCUCGAAUCGAAACUUGACGGACACGCAACUGGCGAAGAGAAGAAUGCUGCCAUCGUAGCCGAGCUUCGAAAAGAGUUGAACCGCGCGCGGGAGAACGAGGCUAGUUGCGAAGACUACAUCUCUACAUUGGAAGAGCGACUGGCGGAAGCUGACCAGGAUAUGGAACUGAUGCAAUCGGAGAUGGAUAGGUUGGAACAUGUCAUCGAUCGACAGAGGAGCUUGGGAAAACUUGACAAUCUUUUGUACGAGCUUGACCAUGUCCAGAAUGGCACCAAUGGAACGAAGGAUGGGGAGGAUACUGUCAAGAAGGCGCCAACCUCGCGGCCAAAGAAGACCCGAACUAGAACACAAUCUCUCGACGUCCUUACCGAGGCUGUCGAGACCGCUAUUCCAGAGUCCGACGAUGAUUUGGUUGAAGGUUCUAACCCCUCUUCUAUACAGGAGGAAACUGCUCUCGACCUCGCGAGGGAUGAUGCCGGUCUAGCGGUCCUCGAAAGAGCAACGCCUACCACAUCCACUUUUGGCCGUGAGGAUGAGGAAGAGUACACUCCAAACGCUGCCCAGUCGCAAUUCGUAGCGGAGAAGCUAGAUACGAUCACUCAGGAACUGUUUGAUCUUCGUAUCCAGCACGACCAUGCCAUGAACGAGUACUCCUUACUCAACGCCAAGUACCAGGAGUCACUCCGCGCAAUGGCCGAGCUACAGGAUUCCAUCGACGAGCCUCAGCAUUCCCAGCGUCCACAACCAGCCGUAGCUUUUUUAGACACCAAGCUCGCACAAAAGGGCCGUGUAAAGGUCAACGGAGCCAGCGGUGGAGAACACCAGCCAUCCUCGCGCUCGCUAUCCUCGGAGUUAUCCUCGGCAGAGCAGGGCAGCUCGCUACCAACCUCAUCGGCAGUCGUGGCCAAAUCCGCCCAACAGCCUGCAUCUGAAGCAGAAAGCGAGGUCGUGAAGAAACUCAUGGCCGAACACCAAGAAGCCAUGGCAGCCGUCACAAACAAAUACAGUGAACUGCAGAUGGAGCAUGAUGAUAGCCUAUCCCUUGUCGAAAGCCUGAAGGAGGAAGUCACCAAAUACAAGAAUGCUGCGGCCUCCUCGCCACCUCAUACUCCUAACGUUAUCCGUCGGAUGACCAGCCAGAGCAUGAUGACGGUUGACCGCGCGCACCGUAACUUGUCCGCUCUCCGCAUUCAGGCUGCCGAAGAAUUCGAGUCGCGACCCGAGACAUUGCAGAAUUUCGACCAGAAGAUUGAGUCCGCCUUACGCGAAUUGAAUUCGCGCAUGGAGCGUAUCCAGGCUUUGGAGUCGGAAAAUAAAAAUGUCAAGAAGGAAAUGGAGACAAAGGCUACUAUCAUCUCCGGUCUCACGAGAGAGAGGUCAAGUUUGCAAGCUGUCUCGCCUGUUGAUAUGACUGUCGUCUCGCAGCUGAGAGACCAGGUGGUAAACGCUGAAAACCAGAUGGCCGAGAUGAAGGAGUUGCAUGAAGCCAAGGAGCGUGAGUUGGCCAACGAAAUCAAGUCAAUCAAUGCGCUUGUCGAUGAGCAAAAGGCAGAAUUGAAGUCAAUGCAGGAAGAGGUCGAAAAGCACAAGGCUGCUGCAGAGGAAUGGCAAGGUAAACACCGUAUGGCUGCAGAGGAGCUCUCGGUUGUUCAAGAUCGCCUGCAGGCCUCGGAGAAGCAGGUUCACACUACUAUUGCCGAGCUCGAGGCAUCUUUGGCUAGUGUUGAUGCUAUGCGCAAGGAGAGGAGGGAAGGAGGAGAUAGGUCAAUCGCCGAUACUGCAGCCAACGCAGAUGCUUUGGAGAAAGAGAGGUCUCAACACCAGGAGCUGGUUGACAGUCUCAAACGUGAGAUUGACGGCCACAAGGCGACUAUUGGCGCACACUUGGCCAAAAUCUCCACUCUCGAAAGUGAUCGUGCGGAUUCUCGUGCUAUUCUCGAUGAUAAGACCGGCACGGAAGAUGAGCUCAAUACCCACAGAAACCGCGCUGCUGAGCUUUCCAGAGAUAUCGACGUGCACAAGUCAACUGUUGAAGCUCAGCGAUCUGAACUCGAGACCCUACAGGUUGCGCACAAGCGUGAGCUUAUGGAGCUAGAAACCAAGACUAAAGCCGCUGUGGAAGCACAGUAUGAGUCUCAGCUAGCCGAGAAGGCCUCCGCCCACGAAUCUGCUCUCGAGGAACUCCGUGCCGAGCUUACUAAAUCAAAGGAUGAAUCCUCUCAGAUCCUCAAGACGAUCACGUCCCUUCUGAAAACUCAAACUCCUGUGACAACCUUCACCCUAACAGACCAGCUACAAGAUGUUCUGUCCCAGAAAGACCAGUUCGCAGAUAAAUACUCCAGUCUCAUGGAUACGAACGAAGACCUGACCCGUCAACUUGACGAGAAGCACGGCACCCACUCCACACUGGAGAAACAGGUUGUCGACCUCAAGAACAAGGCCAACCAGCAUGAGAUGAAGGUCAACGAACUUGCGCUACUGGUAGCGACCCACGAGGAGGCAAUUGCAGCUAAGGAGGCGAUGAUUGAAGAAAUCAAAGCCGAGAAGGAGAAGAGCGUUCGUCUUGUUGAAGAGCUCGAGGAACAGAUUACAUCCUCCUUUGAUCAGCAUCAUAACCGUCUUUCUGUCAUUCAGGCUGAGAAGAGUUUGGCUCUAGAGGAGGCAAAGGCUAAGAUCGCCUUGCAUGACAAGGAGAUUGAGACCUACCGCACCCGUAUUGAGCAACUUGAGUCACAAACGCGUCCUAUCUCUCCCGAAGGCCAUACCAUCGAUCGCUCAAGCACCAUGUCCACCAACCUCCGCAAGAGCUCUUCUGCGGCCUCCCUCCCCUCCCCACCACCAGCUAUCCCCCUUCCACCACUCCCCAACAUCGCUGCAGCUGCCAACCCAGCCAGCAUCUCCCCUCCCUCCUCGCGCCAUCAGAGCAAGGAGCUCGCCAACAACCAGUUUGUUGAAGACCAAGAAGCUCGCAUCCGCACCAUCGAGAAACAUCUGCACGCCGAGAAACAACUCACCGCCACCCUCGAAGAGGCCCUCGGCGAUCUCGAGGCACAGAGUAACAAAGUCAAAUCAGACAUGGAGCUGUGGAAGAAGAAAGCCUGGCAGCUCGAAGAAGAAGUCACAACUCUACGCUCUGAGAGAAACUCCGCACGCCUAUCCCUACAGGCUGUCGAGGAGGAGCGAAGCGCACGACGAGAAGCAGAGGCCGCCCGAGCCCAUUUGGAAGAGAAGAUGAAUGCUAUCAGCAAGAAGAAGAAGAAGAGUACUCUCAACUGCUUCUAG
Molecule: messenger RNA, 5193 nt
Organism: Arthroderma uncinatum
Lineage: Eukaryota; Fungi; Ascomycota; Eurotiomycetes; Onygenales; Arthrodermataceae
Product: kinesin family protein
Exons: 5
Coding region: 1-5193 (1730 amino acids)
Biological process (GO): mitotic spindle organization; microtubule-based movement
Molecular function (GO): ATP binding; microtubule motor activity; microtubule binding
Source: RefSeq, a predicted model, not a curated record